UGUUAUUCAAUUUUGUAUCCAAUAACUGUACCAAAUACACAAACUUCUUCACAGUGUUCCAAAAUUUUUUAUAUAAAAUGACUAGCUUUUGCCCGCUACUUCAUACGCGUGGGUUUUAGAUGUAGGAAAAUCAAUGAAAUAGACUACUUGAUGGCGUAUUAAGCAGAAAAUAAUAUAUAAAAACGUAAAUUAGGGGUGCAAGAGGCGAGCGAUCGAGAUAGGGAGAAUGACAGUAUUACAGCAGACAUUAGUAAGAUAAGAAGUAAAGAAUAACUAAAUGGGAUAGAUAAAUGAAACACUAGGUGUCAUGUCGUAUACGGAGGUCAAAAAUAUGACCUGGGAUAGAGCUGGCUGGAAGAAAAUGUAUGAAUUAAUUGCACCGACAACAGGAAACUCUUAAAUGAAAAGAAAGAAAAAAAGAACGUAAAAACGUCAAACAUCACGCACAAAAAUUAGCCUUCAGUACAUUAAAUACAGCAAAAUUUUCCGUUACAAGAAAAAACGUAUGAUACAUAUAUUCUGUAAUGUGUUGAGUUUGGUCAAGCGUUUGACAAUUACAAUGACUCCAAAGAAACCAAUUAGGCACAUCCGAGAGCUUACAGACAAGAACCCCGAACAUCUGCCGGAUAUAGCUUUGGCCGCUAUAAUAUCUUAUAAGAAACAGAAUGAAGUGAGCGAUUUUAUGAAUUACUUGCUCGAAGCCCUCGAGCGUAAUUGUACAUGGCUUAACAACGUUAUUGCUAAACAAAACAACUUCAAAUGUGCAUUUUUGACUGGAGCUGGUCCAAACCGUUUUCAAAUUCAAGAAAUUAUAUAUCCUUCUAAAGAAGAAGAAGACAUAAAAUUAGAAGUUGAAUUCAAAGACUCUGAAGAUUAUGAUAAGGUAGCUGUAGCAGCUCUUUUCAAAUUAUCAAACAUGGACUUAGAUUACUUGCUCAAGUAUAUUAAAACAAAGCUAUUUGAUAAUUCGAUAUUGACAGAGGAUUUAUUAAAGGGCAAAGCGCUGGGCAUCAGUUUUGCGGUCUUAAGGCCGUUGUCCGAGAAACAAUACUGUGUAAUGGAAAGGAUUGCUAUUGGUAGUUCCAUGAAAUGCAUGGUACCUAUGAAGAAGAGGCGAGAGGAAGAAAAACUGUUUAUUGGUCCUCCUAUAAAGAAGACCAGAUGGGUAGUUUAAUUCUGUUGCAUAAUUGCACCGUUAUUGAAUAGCGAAAUCAAAUGGACAGUCGUUAUGGUGCACCACGGUGUUAUGUAGCAUAUAAUGACAGCAAUUUGGAGCGACUGUAAAAUGCGGGGCUCAGUAAAUUAUACUCAUUUUUGCAAUGAUCGUUUCCGAUUACCUGUGAUGGAUAUGGUGCAUUUAUGUUGGAAUAUUUCAUUUCUAUAAGAAUUGCUUCAAAUAAGAUAUUAUGUGUUGUUAUAAAAAAAUAAACCCUCAUUAAAUCACUAUUUAAGUUCUCUAUAUCCGUAUUUUUAUUCUCGGCAGAUCAUGUGCUUAUAGAUGUUACAUUGUUUCUCAAAAAUUCUUCAAUUUUCAUAUACGAGUAUGAAGAUAUCUGAAUUAUUUGUGUACUACUUUGAAGCACCAUUCGCUAGAAUCAGGCAAAUUUUACAAAUUAUUUUUUGUUACAAUUGGCUAAAUUCUAAAAUACAUAUAUGACCUAUCUAGACAAUUCGAUAAUUUCAGAAAGGUUAUGAGUAUUGAAGAAAAAGCGUGAUAGAAUAUGAAAACGAGUUUUUCAAUUUCAACACUGAACUACCGGCUAAUAAUAAUGAAUGUUUACAAUACCUCCCGGUUGAACUAGUCGUUUUUCAUCUCAACCGGCCGGGCGUAACACAGAUCAAUAUCUCGGGAAUCAGGGCAGCCGUGCGCCGGCUAACUUAUAGCCUCAAAUCCUUCCACCAAUAACUUAUUACAAUAGCACUCUCUGUUACGCAACCGUGAAGAGUGAAACUAUAGUUUUUCCUGUUCUCCAUGAUUUGGAAGCCUUCCUAAAACGGCGGCAGUGCUUGCGAACUUUCCGAUCUGCUUAUCGGUGGACAUAAAUCAAUUUGAAUCAUGGCACAGCCUGAAUAUAAGUUGGGUCCCGCCUGAGCCCUUUUUCUAACUUGGGACCGACCAUACAGAUUAAGGGACCGCUGACCGUUGCGUAAUUGGUGUAAUAGUUAUGUGAUUUAUUAGAUUUAUGGAUUUAUG
This is a messenger RNA of Galleria mellonella (greater wax moth), 2194 nucleotides long. RefSeq lists its product as uncharacterized. The coding region runs from base 506 to 1174 and encodes 222 amino acids. NCBI's taxonomy places the organism in Eukaryota, Metazoa, Arthropoda, Insecta, Lepidoptera, Pyralidae. The transcript has a single exon. The record is from RefSeq and is a predicted model, not a curated record.